UGUCAACUAAACGAGAGAGUGAAUAAAGACACAAAAAUGGCGUCCCCCAGAGAAGACGGUGAAUUGUUGGAAAGCUCCUCUAGUUCUGAUGAAGAAAAUUCUGAGGAAGAAGAUUCAUCUUCUGGAAAACCAGGUCAGAGUGCUGUAAAGUUCAAGAAUGACGGAAGUUUCCUGGAAAUGUUCAAAAAGAUGCAAGAGAGCAAUCAACAGUCUCCACAAGUACCUGCACCUGAGAAGAAAGACGUCACACAGUUGCAAAUGAAAAAUCCUGACAAUCCGUCUUCCCAUGCCGAUUCAUCUCACACAGAAAAGGAAGCCGUACCACCACAGCCUGCUCAGAAGAAACCUGGUCUCAUGUCCUUAGUUGGAAAACGACGAGGCGGCAAAUCCCUUCCCGUUGGAGUUGUAAAGAAGCAGAAACGACCAGAAGAAGAAGAAGAAAGUUGUGGGAAAACGGAUGCCUGGUCUCAGUACAUGAGUGAAGUGAAAAAGUACAAGGAACGACUUGGGGAUGAAGAGGAGAAAAACAGGCCCCUGGUUAAGUGAUUUUCAGACGAUUCCUUUCCGAUUGUAUUGCUUUGCUUCCUUGUGUGCGUCAAGAAUAAUAAAAACCGUGGAUGCUUUUCAAAUAA
Daphnia magna is the source of this 632-nucleotide messenger RNA. RefSeq names its product telomerase RNA component interacting RNase. Lineage: Eukaryota; Metazoa; Arthropoda; Branchiopoda; Diplostraca; Daphniidae. The record is from RefSeq and is a predicted model, not a curated record. The coding region runs from base 37 to 546 and encodes 169 amino acids. Gene Ontology annotation, molecular function: 5'-3' exonuclease activity; 3'-5' exonuclease activity. The transcript is spliced from 4 exons.